Frankliniella occidentalis (western flower thrips) is the source of this 1802-nucleotide messenger RNA. Its product is annotated as zinc finger protein 33B-like. The coding region runs from base 209 to 1609 and encodes 466 amino acids. Gene Ontology annotation, molecular function: RNA polymerase II cis-regulatory region sequence-specific DNA binding; zinc ion binding; DNA-binding transcription activator activity, RNA polymerase II-specific. NCBI's taxonomy places the organism in Eukaryota, Metazoa, Arthropoda, Insecta, Thysanoptera, Thripidae. The transcript is spliced from 5 exons. The record is from RefSeq and is a predicted model, not a curated record. Gene Ontology annotation, biological process: regulation of transcription by RNA polymerase II. Gene Ontology annotation, cellular component: nucleus.
AUAACACGACCGAACGUGCCAUUUUAAUUGUGCAUUCCAAUAUUCCUAAGCAAAGAUCAGAUUAUUGGAAAGUCACUUAAUUUCACAAGCUGAAAUCAAUUUUACUUUGCUUACUCGCAUGAGAGUUCUGCUAUCCUGCAAAUAGUGGGCUUACGACUUCCCGGGUUCAUUCUAAAUUUGUCUCCUUCUUCUUGCAUCACCCUCCACAAUGUUUACGUUCAAUGACAAGGUUUGUCGCCUAUGCUUACUGUCUGAUUCAUCACAGUUGUUGAACAUAGAUGACGGCGAAAAAGGCAACUCAAUAUCCUCCAAAAUCUAUUUCACCCUUAAAUGUAAGAUUUCUAAAUCUGACAAUCUUCCGAAGUAUAUUUGUAGGGAAUGUGUUUCAACAAUUGAGUUCAUAACUGCCUAUAAUACUUGGCUUCACGAAAUAGUAAAUCAAGCAACCAGUGUUCAAUAUCUUUUGGAGUCAUGCAAUACUGAUCAAAGUGCCCAACAAUCUCUUAUAUCUAAAUCAAAUGAAAGAAACCAUCCAAAAUCAAGACAAUCAACUCUUUCGACGCAGCUCCAGUCAAACACCUCAGACUACCCAUGCUUUUACAGUUCAUUGAUGGAAAAGAUAUUUUUAAAGAUACAGAACAAUCAGUCAGAUAUUACCAUCAAACUAACUUCUUCCUCUGAGCAGAAGCAAACAAUUGGCCAAACCAACAGCCUUCGUAUGACAGAGUCAAGUGCAAGUUACUGUAUCAAUAAGAACUUGAAGGAAACUCCAAAUAACGAAGCCAAGAAAACUUGUAAUACACCUUGCAAUGAGAUUGAUGAUUAUUCAUUUAAUAAUUCUAUUUGUGAGCAAAACCCAAGUAGUGAGGACUAUUCUGCUACAGAAAAUUUACCUGACACAAAGUUUGAUUUGCUCACAAGUGGCAAAGAGUUGGCAUGUCCCGAGUGUAAGAAAGUGUUCACAAAACGAAGUCUUCUUAUGAGACAUUUGAUGUCCCAUAGAGGUGCAAUUGAAAAGUAUCAAUGUCAGAUUUGUAGGAGGAAAUUUAUUUCGACCUCUGAAGUACAAAGACACACAAGAGCACACAUGGGUCUAAAGCCCUACAAAUGUAAAUUAUGCUUCAGAUAUUUCAGUCAGAAGAAUCUUCUUGAUAACCACAUGGAUUGGCAUGAAGGAAAAAAGAGUCAUUUGUGUGAAAUUUGUGGUAAGUCUCUUUCAAGUCGACCCAACUUAAAAACACACAUAGAGAACUUCCAUUCCUUGGAGAGAAAAAAACUCUUCAAUUGCGAAGAAUGUGGAAAAUCAUUUUCCCGCAAACAUCACUUAGAAAAUCAUAGCACAGUUCAUGUGCCAGUUCGACCUUAUCAGUGCACAAUAUGUGGUUUGACUUUUAAAAGAUCUUCCCAGCUCCAAGAGCAUGAAAUUGUGCACACAGGAAAAAAGCAGUAUGACUGUACUGUGUGUAAAAAGGCUUUCAGAACAAAGAGAGUACUCAAUGUCCACAAAUUAUUGCACUCUGGUUUGAAACCACACCGGUGCACUGUUUGUUCACAAACAUUCGUUCGAAAAGGUGGAUUAACAGUCCAUAUGAAGACCCAUUCAAAGUAGGACCUUCUGCAGCAUACACUUUACUCUUUGCUGCAUUAGAACAUAUCACAGUCAAGGAAUUAAUUUGUGAGAGCUGUUAUGAGAUCAUGGAGUGUAAGCAGGAUUUUCUAUGCCUGCUGAUGUAGCAUGGAGCGUUUUCUUCAUUUCACCAUCAAACAUAUCAUCUGUUAAAAAUAAAAAAAAAAUUCAGAAA